AGCUUGGUCUACAGUACGUGUUGCUGUUGCGUGCGCCCAGAAACUUGAGGAUGCAGGUAUGACGGCGGUGAAUGUAUCAUUCGCUGCGGCUGGAUUUUUGGGAGCAUACCAUUUAGGAGUAAUAGAGGCAAUACUGAGACAUGGAGAUAAGCUGCUUUGCUCUUUAAAAGCCUGUGCUGGAGCAUCAGCUGGUGCUUUAGCUGCCACUGUGAUGAUGAUUUCUCCUGAUAAACUACAGGAUUGUAAGGAAUUCACUUACAGCUUUGCCAGUAAUGUAAGAAGUCAGGGUUUAGGAGCAGUGACACCAGGAUAUGACUUCAUGCUUGAGCUGAGGGAAGGCAUAGAAGAGAUUCUACCACCCAAUGCACACCAGUUAGCCAAUGAACGAGUCCACAUUUCAAUAACAAACUCAAAGACGCUUAAGAACUCUUUAGUGUCCAGCUUUAAGUCGAGGGAAGACCUUGUUCAGGUUCUCUUGGCCAGCUGUUUUGUGCCCAUCUAUGCUGGUAUCAAGCCAGUGGAGUUCCAAGGGCAGAAAUGGAUAGAUGGAGGGUUUACAAACAGUCUUCCUGUUCUUCCUACGGGGCGCACAAUCAUGGUGUCACCAUUUAUUGGGCCGCAAAAUAUUUCACCCAUUCAUAAGGGGAGGAGUAAACUGGAACUCAGACUUGCCAACAUGAGUGUUGUGUUCUCGAAGGACAAUAUCAUAAGGUUGAACCAGGCCCUGUUUCCUCCCUCAUACCCCCGACUCAAAGCACUGGAACAAGAGGGAUACCAAGAUGCCAUUCGCUUUCUAAAGCAAGAAAGAUGGAUGCAGUAGUUGGUUUUAUUUAUUCUAACACAUGUCUAAAUUGUGCCAUAAUGACAUCCAACAGACAAUUUCUUUUUAUUUUGUGCAAUUGAACCAGUGCAAUAUUUUUAUUUUUCUGUGCAAUACUUAGUUUGGGCUGCAAUGUCUACAACAUUAUUGUCAUGAUGAGCAAUGUAUCAUGUAUUUGACAUCACACUGUUAUUUUUUGUAAACAGCAAUGGAAUGAAUAGAAGAAUGAUGCAUUAUACUAUACAACAUUGGUAGUAAACACUAACCAAUAAAGUGCAGCUUGAUAGUCACAAGCAAAAAAUUAGCAAAACAGAUUGGAUACCAAAGUUGCAUCCCUAAAAUAAUGAGCACCAAAGCCUGUAAGAGUAUUAUGGCCAUUGAGUUGUUAACAGUUGCAGUUUAAUAAAAUUUAACAUUAGUUAAUUUUA
Messenger RNA from Misgurnus anguillicaudatus (oriental weatherfish), 1248 nucleotides. Its product is annotated as patatin-like phospholipase domain-containing protein 4. Gene Ontology annotation, molecular function: triacylglycerol lipase activity; retinyl-palmitate esterase activity. Gene Ontology annotation, cellular component: lipid droplet; membrane; cytoplasm. NCBI's taxonomy places the organism in Eukaryota, Metazoa, Chordata, Actinopteri, Cypriniformes, Cobitidae. The record is from RefSeq and is a predicted model, not a curated record. Gene Ontology annotation, biological process: triglyceride catabolic process; lipid homeostasis.